Molecule: messenger RNA, 618 nt
Organism: Caenorhabditis remanei
Lineage: Eukaryota; Metazoa; Nematoda; Chromadorea; Rhabditida; Rhabditidae
Exons: 4
Coding region: 1-618 (205 amino acids)
Source: RefSeq, a predicted model, not a curated record
AUGGCUCUUAAUUUAAUUGCUCUCGAAUUUCAGAUGAGCAGCAGUGAUUCGACGACUCCAAGUGGAAGCAAAGGAUUCAUGCAUAUGCCGGCCGAACUUUUCGACCAAGUCGACGCGCAUCUCUCCUUUGAGGAUUCGACCAACUUUAAGUCAGCACAUCCACUCAUCGACGUCCGGCUGACGAGCAAUUUGAUCCAUUACGACAAAAUUCAUCUCAGCGACGAAGAAGACGAAUGCUGGAUUUCGGACACCCGUUGUCGUGUGGCUCCACGAAAAUUCAGGGCCAACAACGUCUCGGUGCUUAUUCGAUCCCUUGAGAACCUCCGUGAAAUUACUGUCAUCAUGAAGGAUGUCAACAUCAAAAGUGCUCAAUCCCUCGAGAAGAAGGCGAAGCUCACAGACUACACACCGUACACCCCUGGAGGCUAUCUGGCCAAACUUUUCAACGGAGUCGACCCGGCAGAGCUCCGGCUCAGACAACUCUCUCUCCACGUGGAUAUUAUGGUCGAGUCGUUGCAGGAUGUGUACAGUUUGCAGUGCCCUACAGAGGACUUGAGUUUCUCGAUGAAUCAUUUGAUCAAUGCGAAUUUCAACUCGUUUAUUCAGGUGAGCCUUUAG